AUGCUUGCAGAGUCUAGCUCGAUCAGAGCGGAGGCAAACGCUUUGUACUCGUCAGGGGAUUAUGAAAAUGCACUGGCCAGGUACGAAGAUGCCAUGUCGUCGUGUCCCAACUAUCUGCACUACGAACGUGCCGUGAUUCAGAGCAACAUGGCUGCCUGCCACUUGCAGGUAGAGCAGUGGAAGGAGGCCAUCAAAAUCGCCACCAACGCACUGGAUGGACUGGGGGAGCUGGACAAGACAGACCCGGACCUGUGCAAUUCAACUGGCAACCCGACAGCUUCGAGUUCGCGCGACCAGGAAACCGGGAAGCCCUCCGCCACAGAUGCAGACGAUGCCGACGAAGAAAUCAUCAGCUCUGGCGCGUCCCGUGCUGCUCCUGCCCCUGCGCCAUCGCAACCCGACAAGUCCCCGGUGGAAAAGACAAGAGCAGAUAUUCAGAGAAUCCGCACCAAGGCCUUGCUGCGACGUGCCCGGGCUCGUUCCGAAGCCGGAGGUUGGCAAAAUCUCGCUGGCGCAGAGGAGGAUUACAAGGCACUAUCGACAAUGCCUGGCUUGGGAGCUGCCGAUUUGCGCACGGUUCAACGUCAACUCAAGGCGCUGCCCCCUCGAACAAAGGCCGCCCAGGAGAAGGAAAUGUCGGAAAUGUGGGGGAAGUUGAAGAGCCUCGGAGACGGCAUAUUAAGGCCGUUUGGGUUAAGUACCGACAAUUUCCAGAUGGUCAAAGAUGAAAAGACGGGGGGUUACAGCAUGAAUUUCGCAUCGGGGGGGGGAUCAUCAAAGUCGUCCUAG
This is a messenger RNA of Metarhizium album ARSEF 1941, 789 nucleotides long. Its product is annotated as Tetratricopeptide-like helical. The coding region runs from base 1 to 789 and encodes 262 amino acids. Gene Ontology annotation, molecular function: protein binding. The transcript has a single exon. The record is from RefSeq and is a predicted model, not a curated record. NCBI's taxonomy places the organism in Eukaryota, Fungi, Ascomycota, Sordariomycetes, Hypocreales, Clavicipitaceae.